AUGGCCAUGGCCGCUCCCUCUCUGCUCUGUUCGGGCGUCCGACGCCGCCUGCUGCAGCUCCCAGACGUAGCGAGACUCACUCGGCCCACCGCAGCUGCUGUCGCCCCCUCUACAUCCAGCAUUGCAUCGAGAUGUCUACCGCCGAGGAGCUACCGGCCUGCUACCAUCACUGCAGGCCAGCGAAGAUCCAUCUCCAGCACUGUCUCGAGGCGACUCGCCAGCGUGAACGAUGACUACUCCAGUGCCUUGCACGCAGAGCGAGAAGCGGACGAGGUGGAUGUGUGUAUCGUGGGUGGCGGACCUGCGGGUCUGAGUGCUGCGAUCAAGCUCAAGCAGCUGGCCAACGAAGCAGGCAACGAGGACUUCCGUGUGCUGCUGCUCGAGAAGGCCGGGGAGAUUGGCGACCAUAUUGUCUCCGGAAACGUUCUGGAGCCCUCUGCUCUUGAUGAGCUGCUUCCAGAUUGGAGAUCGGAAGACAAUCCCUCGCGAUUCGAGAACUUCACGCCUGCAGCUACAGAUCGUAUGCGAUUCUUGACCAAGGGCAGCUCCAUCCCUAUGCCCAAACCUCCGCAGAUGAACAACCAUGGAAACGUCAUCGUAAGUCUGAACGAGCUGAGCAAAUGGCUGGGCGAAAGAGCAGAGGAAGUAGGUGUCGAGAUAUAUCCUGGCUUUGCGGCGUCUGAAGUGCUAUAUACAAAAGAAGGAGCGGUGCGUGGAGUUGCAACCAACGAUUUGGGCAUUGCACGGGAUGGCACACCCAAGGACUCAUUCGAGCGCGGAAUGGAGUUCCACGCGAGAUGUACUCUACUCGCCGAGGGCUGUCACGGUAGCUUGACAAAGCAGGUGAUCAAGAAGUACGACCUUCGAAGAGACAGUCAGCCACAGACCUACGGACUAGGUAUCAAGGAAGUAUGGGAAAUCGAGCCCGAAAAGUUCGAGAAGGGUCUCGUGGCACACUCGAUGGGAUAUCCCCUACCCUACGAUACUUACGGUGGUGGCUGGAUGUAUCAUUUCGGCGAGAACAUGGUCUCCAUUGGAUUGGUGGUAGGACUGGACUACCCGAAUCCAUGGAUGGCACCGUAUGGCGAGUUCCAGAAGAUGAAGCAGCAUCCAUUCUACAGGAAGUACCUAGAAGGCGGCAAAUGCAUUUCGUACGCCGCUCGAACACUGAAUGAGGGAGGCUUCCAGAGCAUUCCCAAGUGCGCGUUCCCAGGCGGAGCUCUCAUUGGCGACACAGCAGGCUUUCUCAACGUUCCAAAGAUCAAGGGAACGCACACUGCCAUGCGCUCUGGCAUGCUUGCUGCAGAGGCUGCUUUCGAUGCGCUGGCGACGACAAAGGACACAGAAGGAGCGGUCUUUCUCUUCGACUACGAGGACAAGCUUCGCAACAGCAGCAUCUGGUCAGAGCUGAAGCAAGUACGGAACAUGCGGCCUAGCUUCCAUUCGCCUCUCGGUCUAUACGGCGGUAUCCUCUACUCCGGCCUCGAAGCCUACAUUCUCCGCGGCAAAGCACCCUGGACACUUAGCCACGGCAAGGGCGAUCACGCCGCCACCAAGACAGCAGAUCAAUGCCAGAAGAUCGAAUACCCCAAGCCGGACGGCAAAAUCUCCUUCGACAUUCUCACCUCGGUCUCACGCACCGGUACGAACCACGAAGAAGAUCAGCCCUGUCAUUUACAGGUCAAGGACUGGGAUAAGCACGCAGAAAUGGAAUGGCCGAAGUACAAGGGGGUGGAGAAUCGCUUCUGUCCAGCUGGAGUGUACGAAUAUGUUGAGGACGAGAGCAAAGACCUUGGCGUCAGAUUCCAGAUCAACGCCCAGAAUUGCGUGCAUUGCAAGACGUGCGAUAUCAAAGUUCCGGAUCAGGACAUCAAUUGGCAGACACCGCAGGGUGGGGAAGGGCCAAAGUAUGUGAUGACUUGA
Molecule: messenger RNA, 1923 nt
Organism: Lecanosticta acicola
Lineage: Eukaryota; Fungi; Ascomycota; Dothideomycetes; Mycosphaerellales; Mycosphaerellaceae
Source: the annotation of a GenBank genome assembly